Molecule: messenger RNA, 1176 nt
Organism: Annulohypoxylon maeteangense
Lineage: Eukaryota; Fungi; Ascomycota; Sordariomycetes; Xylariales; Hypoxylaceae
Product: glycoside hydrolase family 43 protein
Exons: 2
Coding region: 116-1174 (352 amino acids)
Biological process (GO): carbohydrate metabolic process
Molecular function (GO): hydrolase activity, hydrolyzing O-glycosyl compounds
Source: RefSeq, a predicted model, not a curated record
CAUGGCUUGUAAACAGACGAGUCGUGUCUGCGAGGAUGCACUCGUGCUGUUCCUACCUAUUGAUAUAGACGGCUUUGGUUUUUCUUGGUUGGAAUAGCUUGGUUUACUACCCGUCAUGAAGAGUCUUCUUCUUUCCCUGGGCGCCGGUCUAGUCGCGGGACUCCCAUCUCAACAUAAUGCCCCUCGAGCUCCCGAUGAGCUUCCUACCUUCGGCCUAGCUAACAUAACGAAGAUCGACCUGGCCGACACUAGUAGUCUUAAGGGCCGGGCUCUAUCCGGACCGUUCAUGGGCGUCGACUUCCCGGAUCCAAGUAUAAUAUGGGGCGACGGCUCGUGGAAAGCCUACGCGACAUCGUCUAACGGCAAGGUUAUACCCGUCGCUACCUCUUCCGACACCUUGUCCUGGACGCUUAGCAGCACCGAUGCUUUGCCGAAUCCGGGCUCCUGGGUCGACCCUAAUGAUAAGGGAAUCUGGGCACCGGAUGUGCAGAAGAAUGAUGCCGGAACGUACGUGAUGUACUACACAGCGCACCAGAACGGCGGCAGCCACUGCAUCGGUGUCGCAACAUCAACCACCGCCAUCGGCCCAUUCACACCGCAAAGCAACCCACUAAUCUGCGAUACGUCUGGCGGCGGCGUAAUCGAUGCAUCCGGCUACGACGACGGCACAGACCGGUGGAUCCUCUGGAAAGUCGACGGCAACAGCCUCGGUGGCGCGACGACAUGCCAAGGCGGGACGCCCUCUGGAUCUUACAAAUCAACGCCUAUAAAAAUCCAGAAAAUGGCGCGGGACGCGAUAACGCUACAAGGAAGCGCGAAGACGAUCCUCGACAACGAAGGAGCGUCUAAUAACGGCGUGGUCGAGGCACCGGCGCUGUAUAAGAUCGGCAACGGCAACUAUGUGCUGUUCUACAGCGCGCACUGCUACUCCAGCGAUGAUUACGAUGUCGAGUACGCCUUCUCGAGCACCAUCGACGGCAGCUACACGAAUCGCGGGAUCCUAAUCCGGACUGUGGAUAAUAAAAGCGUGUACGGUCCGGGAGGAUUGGAUAUCGAUCCUAAUGGGAAGAAUGUCGUGUUCCAUGGCCGACUGGCGGCGAAUCAGGGGAAUGCGAAGAGGGAGUUGUAUAGUGCGCAGCUGACUAUUAGCGGGAAGUCGAUUUCUGGGGUAUAAAA